This is a messenger RNA of Aplysia californica (California sea hare), 3026 nucleotides long. RefSeq names its product protein FAM91A1. The record is from RefSeq and is a predicted model, not a curated record. NCBI's taxonomy places the organism in Eukaryota, Metazoa, Mollusca, Gastropoda, Aplysiida, Aplysiidae.
GAUAUGAUCCGGAAGUUGAUUAGUGGGAGGUGAAUGUGCCAUCCUCUGUCACCAGUGAGGCUCAAAAUGAAUCUGAUCAGAGUAAUGGCAGACUAGUGAAUACGUUGCAUAAACAUUGGAGUUUAUUCUCUCUUGGGAUUAACCUGUGUUGUGUAUUCACAAAUAUUAGACUGAAUUUCAUAUUUGAAGAACUGAUGAUCAAAUAAAUCGAAAAUGAGCGCUGAGAGUCUGGCAGAAAACCACAUACGACAAAAUCAUUCGUGGCAAAAGCUCCCCGCCAAUGUGAAACAGAGUUUCAACUCCCAACGUGAAUAUGAAAAAGCGGUUGUCACCUUCAGCAUUAAAAACCAGCUCCGCUACAAGGGAAAUUUGGUGAAAACGGUGCGCAAAGAUGAGCCGCGCUACUACGAGGAGCUGCUGCAGUACAGCCGGGAGCACCUGAUGUUGUACCCGUACCACUUGUCGGACAUCAUGGUGAAGGGGCUGCGCGUGACCCCGUUCUCCUACUACAGCAACAUGAUGCAGGACAUCAUGGGACAGGAGAAGAGCUACGACUCGCUGCCCAACUUCACAGCAGCUGACUGUCUGAGGCUGCUGGGCAUUGGACGUAACCAGUACAUUGACCUCAUGAACCAGUGCCGCUCCUCCAAGAAAUUUUUCCGCAAGCGUCCUGUGAAGGAACUGUUGCCCGGUCAGCCGAUCGAGGGAGUGACCAUUGACCCCUGGUGGAUCGUCCAAGUGGGUUUUGUCACGGAGGACGACAUUCGGUUAUGUAACGAUGCGGAGAAGAAAGUCAUAGACAUGGUCAUCGACACAGGACCUCAAGUGUCAGGGGAGCUCAGCAAGGAAGUUGUUCACAGUCUGUACAGGAAAGGCUUAAUCUACUUGGAGGUGCCCAUGUUGGAUGAUGACUGCAUCAGUGUUCCUCCCCUGGAAGGGUUUGUGAUGAACCGAGUGCUGGGAGAUUACUUUGAGACUUUGCUCUACAAAAUUUUUGUGUCUAUCGACGAACACACGUCCGUGGCUGAGCUUGCCAAUGUCUUGCAGAUUGAUCUGUCACUUGUAAAGAACGCUGUCUCCAUGUACUGCCGGCUGGGCUUUGCCAAGAAGAAAUCGGUGGACUUUGACCUCUCUGACCUUCACCCCUCGUGGAACGAGCAGGACUCGCCCACGGCUGGACCGUCCAAGUCAAGUCCCAAAUUUGGGCACGCAGGCGUCUGUGAAGAGAAUUGCCUUCCUGUUUGACUCCACGCUCACAGCCUUUCUCAUGAUGGGAAACUUGUCGCCGGGUCUGAAAAGCCACGCGGUGACCAUGUUCGAAGUCGGGAAACUCAGUGAUGAGUCUAUGGACAGUUUUCUCUCAGAACUGGAGAAGGUGGGAUCUGACGCUGAGGGCGAGGCGCGCCGCUACUUCGACCACGCCCUGACGCUGCGAGACACAGUCCGCUUCCUGCGGCACAACAGAGAGUUGACGGAGGAGAUAGAGGGCGCAGCGGUGCCCAGUGGGCAGGGGAUCGACCUCCUUAGGUGUGAGAGUCUUCUAGGUCUGGACCCAGAGACGAGAUCGCGAGUUCUGAACAAAAACUACAGUCUGUUGGUAUCAAUGGCUCCACUCAGUAAAGAAAUCCGUCCAGUCAGCAGUUCCGCUCCACAGCACAUCGGCCCAGCUAUUCCAGAGGUGAGUUCUGUGUGGUUCAAGCUGUUCAUCUACCACCUGACGGGCUGCGGGCCACCCUCGCUGCUGCUCAUGAAGGGGACAAAACUCCACCGUCUGCCGCGCGUGUUUAAGCAAUACGACCGUCUCCUGGUGACGACCUGGGGUCAUGACCCCGGGGUCAUAGCCUCCUCCAAUAUCCUGCUCACCCUCAAUGAUGCACUCACUCACUCGGCCGUCUUUGUGCAGGGUCAUGGAGUACAUGCGGAGGGCCUGGCUGUACAUGUGCCUUUCCCGUUUGACAAAACACAAGGCACAUUCUCCGAAGGCCACCACCAGUGCCACGUCGUGAUGAGCCGUCUGUCGGAGACCCUCGACCUGACCCACACCUGCGGCUACGUCACGCUGCUCAACCCCCACAAGGAGGAAGUUCACGAGGAUGACCUUGAAGGGGAGCCACUCGUCCCGGGGACGGCCAUGAUCUCCGACCCCAGCGUCCCGUCUAGCGGAGCAGACGAAUCGGCAUCAGCCGCUGCGGCCAUGGCAACGAGCGCGCAAAGCGACACGACGGCUAGCGGUUCGGCGACGGAAAUGUCCGACUCAGACCUUGCGUUAUUGCCGCACAACGGAAUAAAAGACAAGCACUCGGCGGAGGUUCUCACCUCGGAGCUGGAUAGCCUCGAGGCGGCCGGGGCGGGGGGUGGGGGAGAUGGUGGGGCGGGGAAAGCGGGCCUGCAUCUGGAUGUGAAGUCGCAAGAGCUGAAGGAUUCGGCCGCGUCCUCGUCUCUUUCCUCGUCGUCGCGGUCUGCUGAGCCUCUGAAGGAAGAGGAGUGGCUGCUGCUGGACUUGUGCUUCGGUCUGCCGCUGUUCGACACCGCCCUCAACAGACAAGUGUGUGGCCGCAUCACAAAGCUCGGGCUCUUCAAACAGGAGAGUUUGCAAGAAUUGACCAGCUCGAGUCGCCUACUGUCUCUGAAGUUGCUGGAGUUUAUCAUGGGCUGGCAGGUGGCGCGUGUGGUCAGCGAGGUGGACAGUCACGGCGUGCCACAGAACAGGGACGAGCACUGCUCCAUCUUCCCCUCACAGAACAUUUUGUUUGACGGCACUCGCGUGCAGGUGUGGAAGGGCCACUAGGUCAUCAGCUCUCGCUGGCGGAAACACGGCAGAUGUUUUUGUGCUCGAUGAGAUUUCUGAGAUUUUGAAUGGUAGAGAGAUUGAAACAGGCUGAGAUUCAGUUAUACGUGGUGAUGGAAGUUUUGUGAUUGAAAAGAUUGAGUUGUAAAGAUAGAAGAAACAGUCUGAGUUUCGCGUGUUGAUGAAAGUUUUGUGAGUUGCAAGAUUGAAACAGGCUGAAUUUCAUGAGAUGGUAAAA